Messenger RNA from Daphnia magna, 1725 nucleotides. RefSeq names its product carboxypeptidase B. NCBI's taxonomy places the organism in Eukaryota, Metazoa, Arthropoda, Branchiopoda, Diplostraca, Daphniidae. Gene Ontology annotation, biological process: proteolysis. The coding region runs from base 170 to 1537 and encodes 455 amino acids. Gene Ontology annotation, molecular function: metallocarboxypeptidase activity; zinc ion binding. The transcript is spliced from 9 exons. The record is from RefSeq and is a predicted model, not a curated record.
AAAAAAAAAUAAUGUAGCAGCUUGCAUCCGUCUUUUUAAACGAGAACACUGACGAAAAGCUAAGGUGUCUGCAGUUCGUUUCGCUCCCUGCUGCUAUCAAGUAACUCGAUUAAAGAAGCUCUUCGGAUCCACGUGUCAAAGCUUUGGCAGUCAUUUUAUCCAGCAUCCGAUGAUGUCGCUAUUACUUGCCAUUGCGCUGAGCUGCGUGUUUGUCAUCAGUCAAGUCGCUGCAGAAGAAAGCGAGGUGGUUUCUUAUGCGGGAUUCCAGGUUUGGAAAAUCAAACCUAAUUCAGAAAAAGAAUGGCAAUUUAUUUUGGACAUUAAAGAUUCCUAUGAACUUGAGCUGUGGAAUGAAAGAAGAAUGACCAGGGAUCCGAUUGAUGUUCUAAUACCACCACAGAGCCAGACGAAACUCAAAUCAAAACUGGCUGAGCGCAAAAUAUCCUACGUCGUUGUCAUCAGCGACUUGCAGACGGCCAUCGACAAUCAAAAGACAAACAUCAACAAAACCACUUCCGACUCAAAAGCCGCCUACAAUAUGGACUGGAUCAGCUACCACAGACUGAACAACAUUUAUGCCUUCUUGACUUACCUGAACACCACUUACCCGAAGCUUGUCCAAUUAAUAAAUAUCGGUUCCUCGUAUGAAAAACGCCCACUGUACGUCAUCCGAAUCUCCAACUCUUCUUCACCCGGCACGAGACCCGCCAUCUGGAUUGAUGGAGGAAUUCACGCAAGGGAAUGGAUUUCGCCAGCUGUCGCCACGUACAUUAUCCAACAGUUAGUUGAAGUACCUGCAAACGCGAAGCUCUUGUCCAACGUCGACUGGUACAUCAUGCCCGUCGUAAACCCAGAUGGUUACGAGUUUACACACACGACUAAUCGUAUGUGGCGCAAAACUCGUUCCGUCUCCAGCACGUCAUCCUGUCGCGGUGUUGAUCCCAACCGUAACUUUGGUUUUAAGUGGGGUGGUCUGGGUGCGAGCACUAAUCCGUGCCAGGAUACCUACAGAGGCACUAAAGCCUUUUCUGAGCCAGAGACUCUUGCAACUUCGAAUUUUAUUAAGGGGAAAUCGAGUCAAAUCAAACUGUACCUGACAUUGCAUAGCUAUGGGCAGUACGCGUUGAUUCCUUAUGGAUACGAUGUCGUUUAUCCACCUGAUUAUAACGAUCUGUUGGCACUUGCUAACAAUGCCGCAUCUAAAUUUGUGAAAUACACGUAUACAGUUGGUAAUUCGGCCGACUUGCUUUACGCAGCCUCAGGUGCUUCGGAUGACUGGGCCAAAUCGAUUGGCAUCAAAUACAGCUACACCUUCGAGUUGCCAGACAGAGGAACAAACGCAUUCACUUUGCCAGCAUCGGAAAUUUUGCCUGUGUGCCAAGACUUCUUCCCAGCUUUGGAUGUUUUUGCCACCAAAGUGGCGACUUGCUGCGGCGCUUUUACAACCACCACGACCAAACCUUUGACCACUAGGACCACACGGCCGACCACAACUACAAAACGUACUACAACAAAGUGUCCUUGUACCUGUGGAUAAACUAGGCGAUUUUAAAUGUCCUUCCGCUGACCCCGACAUCUUCCUCUCGACCUUGUACACGUAAUUCAAGAACUGAACCAAAAGUUAAAUUCGGCCUGAUAGAAAUGUCUCUGAUAGAAAUUGAUUGGCAAAAUAAAUUUCCCGAUAGGAAUUCUUGCAAACCGGAAUUCCUCGUCAUUUCAUCUCAA